AUGUUCCCUCAGCGCAACAUUGCUCGCCUGUCUCAGCGUGCUUCGCAGCAGCUGCGAUCCGCUCCGGUCCGCUCGACCGUCCAGCGCCGCUUCAACAGCGCUGAGUCUAAGCCCUCGUGGAUCGCCGACAACGAGUUCAACCGCGAGCGCGCUGCCGUCAAGCACCACGCCGCUUCCACCAGUGAUCUCUGGCGCAAGCUGUCCAUCUAUGCCGUCAUUCCCUGCCUGAUCGGUGGCGGUCUGAACGCCUACAACCUCUGGUCCGAGCACUGGGAGCACUGGUCCCACGAACCCCCGCUCGAGGAGCGCACCGAGUACCCCUACCAGAACAUCCGUGUGAAGAACUUCCCCUGGGGAGACGGUGACAAGACCAUCUUCUGGAACUCGGAUGUCAACUACCACAACAAGGACAAGGCCACCUAA
Molecule: messenger RNA, 423 nt
Organism: Penicillium alfredii
Lineage: Eukaryota; Fungi; Ascomycota; Eurotiomycetes; Eurotiales; Aspergillaceae
Product: cytochrome c oxidase subunit VIa
Exons: 5
Coding region: 1-423 (140 amino acids)
Biological process (GO): mitochondrial electron transport, cytochrome c to oxygen
Cellular component (GO): mitochondrial inner membrane
Molecular function (GO): enzyme regulator activity
Source: RefSeq, a predicted model, not a curated record